Molecule: messenger RNA, 2894 nt
Organism: Stylophora pistillata
Lineage: Eukaryota; Metazoa; Cnidaria; Anthozoa; Scleractinia; Pocilloporidae
Biological process (GO): regulation of transcription by RNA polymerase II
Cellular component (GO): nucleus
Molecular function (GO): RNA polymerase II cis-regulatory region sequence-specific DNA binding; DNA-binding transcription factor activity, RNA polymerase II-specific
Source: RefSeq, a predicted model, not a curated record
UGUUCGGUCCGAUGUCUCACCUACCGUGAGGAGUGCUGGGAUAGUGUCAUGCUACAUGUGAAAGAGGCUGUAGUCCCGAUCUGUGAUUGGCUUAAGCUCAACGGAAGACAAAUUUUCAAACUGUUCAACAUUCACGAUCAAGAGCACGUUGGUUCGAACCCUUUUUGAAAAUCACUGGUUCUCUUGCUAUCUGCGGCAGAUGCACUGAGAUCAAAGGUUGAACAAUGUUUUCAAAGGAGCAUACCACCUCUUCUCUUGAUGACAGUCUGACAAACAUACAGUGGCUCUGUAAACUGGAAUCCAAUCCACUGUUGGAGACGAAACAAAAGAACCUCACAACUGGGGAGCCAACACGUAUGGAUCCUUAUCCCAAGCCUCCAUUCUCUUAUGCCACACUCAUAUUACUGGCUAUUAACAGCACUUCAGAAAAGCGCAUGACAUUGCAAGACAUUUAUAAAUGGAUAGAGAAUAAUUUCCCUUUUUAUAAAAACUGCAAAAAAGCAUGGAAGAAUUCCAUUCGUCAUAACUUAUCACUUCACAGCUAUUUCCUCAAGGCCCAAAGGCCAUCCAAUCUCCCUGGAAAAGGAAGUUACUGGUCCAUAUCACCAGAAGGUAAAGAGAACAUCAUGAAAGAAGUCAUGAAGCAUCAGCAGCCACUUAUCAACCAAAAUAUGACCUUAGAGCAAUCAAACACAAAGGGACUGCGACCAAUUCUCCCCAAACCAUCAGCGGAUCGGCUCAGUACUGACACUUUCUUGAACCAGGGGGGUGUUCAAAUUUUAACAGAUGGAAGAGUUAAUGGAUUGCCUGGUAGUAUUCCAGUAGUGAUUUUACCAACACAGCUUUACAUGAAUAUGGCCACAAAAAUUGCUGCUCAAGCUGCCGCAGGAAAUACUACAGCAGUUGGAGUAAGUCCCACUCUUGUACCCAUAGCAGCAGAAGCUCAAAGAACUACAAACCCUGAGUUUUCUCAGCCAGUUCCUCAAUCUGAAGAACCUGGAGAGGAAAGAGAAACAAUUGUCUCAGAAAUAGCAAUUACAGAGGAAGAGAUAGGAUCAGGAUGUUCAAUAUCAGUGACACAGGUAUUGCAAGAAAACUGUGAAAACAAUUCUGCAACUGUGACAGUAGAACAAGCCCUUUGCAAGAUUGAAAAGAGGGAAAAUGAAAAUUCUUCAGAAAAUUGUUUAAAUAGUGCAUCAAUCAGGAGUGAGGAGACCUGCAAGAGUCCUGCUGAUGUUAAAACUGAGAAAACUGGAAUUUUAGCUCUGCAUGUCAAGAAAACUGGAGCAAACAAACGUAAAAGUAAACCUUACAGUAAGAGUCAAAAAUCUUCAUGUGUGCAAAGAAAGCAAGAUUUACAACAACCCAAGCGCUCUCCACUUCGGCCACGCCCUCAGCUCACCUUGGCUGCCAUCAAUUCACAAGCCAAUGAAAUGCCAUCACCAGGACACAUCUUUUGCAAACACAAUAACAAUGACUUCAAUUGUUUAUCACCUUUAAAACCACUGAUCACACCUACAAAAAACCUUGACAACCAGAGUUUCCUGGCCUCCCUACUGGUUUCACCCCCAGGUUAUAAUAACAGUGGUCACACAGGCUUUACACCCCCUCAAUUCUCUUCAGACAGUGGAUUCUUUUCACCAUUUAAGGAAGGGACAGUGGAUUAUGGAUUGUUGUUUUCUCCUGAAAGGUUUGCAAACAGUAAGGUGUGUAGUACGCCACAGAGCUGUCGUAAAUCUUUAGGGCUUGGUCUGACCUGCAAAAAUCAGGACAAGAAAGUUGAUGAGUAUGAUACUGAUUUUGCAAGACUUUGAGGUCUAGCUUUAUCUGGUACAAAAUAACAAAUUCAUCAAAUUAUUAAAUUCUAAUGGGGUUAUGACAAAAGUAACCAUUUAGAUUGCAAUAGUUAGAAAGAUGAAAAAUAUUACAGCUUUAAAAUUAAGUGUUACAGCAAACUGUAAUUCAUUCUUUGUGUUGUCUACAUAGUUCUAGCUUCUUUUUCAGUGUUGCAAUGUUUUUUCUGAUCAUUACUCUCAGUAUAAACCAUACUACAUUUUUUUUAGCAGAAAUGGACCAUACAUAUUACUUUCUUGAACAUUUUAGUUAGAAUCAAUCUGAACCAUCAUCAAUAAUAUUCAUUUGUCAUAGUGAAUCAAAAAUAACGAAAAAGUUUACUAUAGAUGCAGAAAAUAAAAACUCACUGACAGGUUUUUUCAGCUAAAUAAAUGCAACAAUUACUGUAAACAUCCUAUAUACUAGGUCAAUAUGUUUAAAAAAUUAAUAUAUAAUUUUUUUUCAACGGUUUCUGUAUUGUCAAUAAUCUUUCUUUUACUCAACAUUCUUUGUUACUUAUUAAAUUAAGCAAAAAAAGUCAAAGCUUUGUAAAAUUUUAACCACAUUUGGAGAAGUUUAGCUGUGAAGCAAACUCAGCAAGGCAAGGGUGGACAAUCUAUUAUUUGCAAUUUUCCUACAAGCAAAAUUCGUCAAUAUUUUUCAAUUUAUUAUAUAUAUUUCCAUUAUUACAAACCAUUGGAUAUACAAAUUUUUUAUAGACGUUACAAUGUAAUUUUCUAGUUGCUCUACAGAACAGGUAGAGUAACAUAACAAUAUCAUACUUUUAUCCUUUUACUUCAGUUAACUGUGUGCUAUGGAGUGUGUGCAAGCAAUAAUAUUUCUCGUGAAUAAUAUGUACUUAUAAGAUAAAAUUAGCUUUUAAAGGUGUUUCCCUACACUUCAGAACUCAGUGCUUGUCUGGUUAAAAUAAUAACUCAACUCUAUUUUACUUAGUUUUAGCAGUUUCAGCCUCGUAAGAUUGCACUUACCCAAACGUAAGUUACAUUUUUUAUCCAAAACUUGAGAAUGUGGUUGAAAACCUAAAGCUAUCUUAUUUGUGA